This is a messenger RNA of Mesocestoides corti, 618 nucleotides long. The record is from the annotation of a GenBank genome assembly. NCBI's taxonomy places the organism in Eukaryota, Metazoa, Platyhelminthes, Cestoda, Cyclophyllidea, Mesocestoididae.
AUGGAGCUGGUGGCUGCACUGAAGGCACUCAAUGGAUCCAAUCUCGUUGAAUCUGUCAAAAUGGGUAGAUUUGCGUGGCGAGCAAAUAACAAGUCGCUGCCAUUGGGGGCAACAUGGUACAAAGGCUCAAUCUAUGGUGCCUUCCAAAGGGAAUUUCUGCACGAAGUAGUCAUGGGAAUAGCUGUCGGUCCCAUUCGUGACCUCAUGCUCAAGCCGAAAUAUAUCAUGCAUCCCGACGAGUUCUUUUUCCCAACUCUCGCUUACAACAGCCGCCUUCGCCUGCCUGGAGCUUGUCUGCAUAGCCCAGCACCCGAAUCUGAAGUAGGCUUUAACUACUUGGCCAAGUUUGUCAUUUGGGAAGGCUGCAGUAUAAAUUGUACUACUAAAUACGUUAGGGAUGUCUGCAUCCUUGGAACGGAUCAUGUGGCGUUGUUGCAGACUGUGCCACACAUUUCCGCCAACAAGUUCCAUGCUGACUACCAACCAGAGGCUUACGAUGAGAUGGAGCGGUGGUACUUCCGACGAGUCAAAGCUGAAAUGAAAUCAGGCUCCUAUGACAGGAGGACAUUUGAUCCAACCAUUUACGCCGAACGCUUGUGUUCACGAUAUCACAUCUAG